Messenger RNA from Rhizophagus irregularis DAOM 181602=DAOM 197198, 3619 nucleotides. Lineage: Eukaryota; Fungi; Glomeromycota; Glomeromycetes; Glomerales; Glomeraceae. The record is from RefSeq and is a predicted model, not a curated record.
AUUCUAUGUUAAAUAUUCCCGUUAUUAGUUCGUAUUUUGAAUUCGUGAUCGAAAGUCGACUGUCGACUUUUGUAUAGACACGAACAUUGUCGAACCACUUUGAAUCAUAUUUUUAUCUCUUCGUAAAGCAUUUCCUGCGUCUUUAAAAUACUUGAAAUUCUUUACGAUUAGGAUUACAUACCGUUUUAAGAACAAUAAUGGUAAAGAGACAGCACCAAAGAACUAGUUCAUCAUCGACAUCUGCCCAAAUACGAAAACCUGCAGUUACUACACGUUCAAGAAGGAGCCAAAAUGCCGAGUUUGAACAGCAAAAAUUAUUCGCGUUUGAUAUGAAGCGAAAGCGAAGAUCAAACAAUGAAACUGAUACGCUCGAGAAAGAUGAUGAAAUUGAUAGACGAUUAUCACCUUCAUACUCAAAUUCAAAUAUAGUGGAUUCUAUAAAGUUAGAAAAUAACGAAUCGGUUUCGAGUCCAUCUAAACGAGCAAAACUUUCAACAAUGGGUGAAUAUAACAAUAAUCAAUUCGAUAUUGAUAAUGAUGUUCAAUCCAAUGUUGAAAUUAUGGGGAUUAAAUUGGAGAAUAUUUCAACUCAUAAUGGUGUUCGAAGAAAUAGUAUUCAUCUGGAAUCUUUGCAAAAUGGAAUUGAAAGUAGGGAUAUAGUCCAACCUGGUAUUAAGAAUGGCAUUGAUAAUGUUGAUGAAAUUGUGAAUAAAAUCCAUAAACAAGAAGACUGUUUGAUCAUCGAGGACAUCAUUUAUAAUAACAUCGAAAUGAUUAUUGACAAUUUUAAAGAUGUUAUAGAAAUUAGAGGAACACAAAUGGUAAUCGGAAACUUUGUAAUAGAGUAUAGUGAUUACCAGAAAUUUCUGACACUGAUGAAUAAAUUAAUGGAUAUAUUAGAAAUGUAUGAUUCCGAUAAAAUUUUGCAAAGUGCAAAGAAAAUAGGGUGUAAGAGAAAUAAUGGUCAAAUUUUAAACCCAAACCUCUUUCGAACUAAAAUUUCUAAACGUGCAUACAAAUGUCUGAGUGAAUUUCAGGAUGAUUUUACUUGUACAUGCAACGAUGCUAUAGAAGCUAAUCCCGAAAAAUAUAAUGCUGGUAUAAAAUUUAUUAAAUUUGGGGACCGGCUGUUUGAACAAGCCUACGGGGAAUUGCCAAGUGGUAUAAGACAACUUUGUGAUCAUGACGACAAUUUUGACGCAACAAAAGGCACAUCUACAAAAAGACACCGAAAAGUUGCACUUGUUCAGCCAACUUUAGAUGGACAUGUAUUUUCAAGUAGUGCAAUUGGAAAGCUACAAGGAAAUAACUCUUUCCAAUUAGUCGGUGAUUUGCAAGAAAUUGCAGUAGUGCCUUCGCAAUCCAUGAAUGAAGAAGAAAUUCCAACACUUGGUUCGAUCCUUCCAAAAAAUGUGAAUCAUGAAUUUGAAUUGCCUAUGUCUGAUCAACACAAAGUCCCAGGAGUUAAAUUCCAUAAGUAUAAGGCAUACGCAUCAUUCGCACCAAUUUACGAUUCGAGUGCCGCAAUGUUAUCUUACGAAGAUACGAUUUUGACGCGUUCUUAUAAAAAACAUUUACGUAUCUCAAAAAAUAUUAAUGAAUUAGAUGAUUCAGAUGACUCGGAUUUAAGUGAGGAAGAAUUAUCCGACAAGGAUGUUGUAGUUUCUGACCCUGAAGAAACUAAUCAGCCAGAAAGUUUUGAAAUUGCUUCAUCAAGCAAACAAAACAAUUCAGGUGAAGAAACGAGCCAAAUGGAAGGUCUUGAAAUUACUUUACCAGAUAAACAAAACAAUUUAAAUGAAGAAAUGAGUCAAAUGGAAGAUCUUGAAACUACUUUACUAAACAAAAAAUACAAUUCAAAUGAAGAAAUGAGUCAAAUGGAAAAUCUUGAAAAUAUUUUACCAAAUAAACAGAACAAUUCAAGUGUAGAAGUGAGUCAAAUUGAAGGUCUUGAAACUACCUUACCAAAUAAACAAAACAAUUCAAAUGAGGAAAUAAGUCAAACGGAAGGUCUUGAAACCACCUUACCAAAUAAACAAAAUAAUUCAAGUGAAGAAAUAAGCCAAAUGGAAGGUCUUGAAAUUACCGUACUAAGCAAUCAAAACAAUUCAAACGAAGAAAUGAGUCAAAUGGAAGGCCUUGAAGCUACCUUACCAGACAAACAAAACAAUUCGAGUGAAGAAACGAGUCAAAUGGAAGGUCUUGAAACUACCUUAUCAAACAAACAAAACAAUUCAAACGAAGAAAUGAGCCAAAUGGAAAAUCUUGAAACUACUGUACCAAACAAACAAAAUAAUUCAGGUAUAGAAACGAGUCAAAUGGAAAGUCUUGAAACUACCUUACCAAAUAAGCAAAACAAUUCAGGUGAAGAAAUUAGCCAAAUGGAUAGUCUUAAAAUUACUUCAAACACUACAAACAUUUCAGGUGAAAAAAUUUGCCAAAUGGAAAGUUUUGAAUUUGCCUCAUUAAGCAAACAAAACGAUUCACGAGAUGAUAUUUUUAUAGAAAACAACACUAUGGAUGAUGAAAAAUUAUUUGAAAACAUAAAUUUGGAAUUAUUGUAUAAGUGUGUAAACAAUGGAAAAGCCGGCAUUGAUAAAAUUUUAGAUGAAAAUGUAGAAAUCUUUAAGAAAUUACAAUUAAUGCAAGAAAAAAGAUUAACUAAACAUAAUCCAAAUGUUGUUUCUAUAAAAGAAAGAGAACUUGCAAAUAAGCUACGAGAUAAACUUGCUAGUAUAAUAUCGGAAGUAGCGCCUUCUGAUAUUGUGUCAUUUGAUUCUAUAGAAUAUACUAUGGAUAAUUUACCAACAAAAGAAAAAUUUUUUAAAGGUAUGCUGCCACCGGAUAAAUCUUUUGCUUAUCAUACCAACGAGGUUUCUCGUGAUGCUUUUAGUACUUUCUCUGGAGUAGAAAAAUCAUCAGAAGAUAUGGAAGCUGAGUAUACAAGGAAUGAUUUAAAUGGGGCAACAACACAAAUGAAAUCCGAAGAUGUAUUAUCACAAGUACCACAUUCAGUACCUCAAACAAUAUCUCAGCAACCAUUACAUCAUUCUACUUCAUCUACUUCACAUUCAUUACCAAUUUCUGCUUCAAUGACCUAUCCUCGUGCUCAAGUUCAAAUGCGAAUGUCAUAUGGAACAUCUCAAGUUAUGCCUACUAGUUAUCAAACGACUUAUCAAAGACCAACAUCGCAUGUUCUUCCUUAUUAUCAUCCUUCACAACGUUAUCCUCCAACUUAUGGGUAUCCUUACUAUCCACAAUACGGUGGUUAUCCAAUGAGCCAUUCUGCGUGGCAACAAAGAUCAAGUUACUUUCAAUGAAGAGUAUGGUAAAUGCGGUAAAGAACCAGGUAAAAACGAAAUAUAUAUCUAAUUUGAAAAAUCCACUUUUAUUUUUGUGUAAAUGUUUUUAUUUGGGAAAAUUCAGUUUAAUGUAAAUAUAUAAAUUUUUUGGAUCAUUAUUUGAUACCAAAACAAUAAUACUUAUAUUAGUGCGAACGUGUAUUUUGUCAAUUGUAUAUGUUUAGAUUUUAGCAUUAUUUCAUAAUUCAUAUCCCUGAUAAUCUGAUAAUUAAUUUUAUAUAAUUAAGAUAAUUAAGAUAUUUACAUUUAUUAUAGAC